This is a messenger RNA of Bipolaris sorokiniana ND90Pr, 1577 nucleotides long. RefSeq lists its product as uncharacterized. Gene Ontology annotation, cellular component: cytoplasm; nucleoplasm. The transcript has a single exon. The record is from RefSeq and is a predicted model, not a curated record. Lineage: Eukaryota; Fungi; Ascomycota; Dothideomycetes; Pleosporales; Pleosporaceae. Gene Ontology annotation, biological process: negative regulation of SCF-dependent proteasomal ubiquitin-dependent catabolic process; regulation of ERK1 and ERK2 cascade; protein dephosphorylation. Gene Ontology annotation, molecular function: F-box domain binding; protein tyrosine/serine/threonine phosphatase activity. The coding region runs from base 347 to 1309 and encodes 320 amino acids.
GAACUGUACCGUAGUUCACCUCGGCCUCGGUUCGCCAUGGGGUGCCUCUCACCUCUCUUAUGAACCGUGACUUCUUGCCGUGCAGCCUACUCUACUUAAUUGUCGUGGGCAUCGCGACACCCAGACCCCACCUCGUCGUGCCCACUCACUCCCCUGACACUCCCCUUCGCCUCUCUGCUGCCUGCGCCCACCUCAGCCCAUACAUCCACAUCCACACCUCAGCCCGCCCCAGACUGUGGCAACCAAGUGCGUCUGUGACCUACUUGUCUAAAUAAAUAUCACCGUCUUCUUCUCCCUUCGACAAGCCUUACCAGAACCGCUUUCAACUACGACUAUCCAUAUGAUCAUGGCAACCUUUCGCGAAGAAGCCGCCAUGUCGGACCACCCGAAUGUCCAUAUGCGCAACCAACACGAGUACACCUACCGUUUACCCGCGCCGCCUCGGAUCGCUGUACCCCCGCCCACGCUUGUCUCCGACAUGCCGGGCCUAGUACUAAGCGAUAGCUCCGGUGAAGAGUUGGACAUGACCUUUCUGAAAGAGCUAGACCUUGAGCAUAUAGUACAUAAGAAUUCACUGCUCGAAUGGGCAUACGAACGGCGGAGACAGGCCCAGAUGAUCUUGCCCUGGCUGUAUCUUGGACCCAUGAUGGCAGCCAAGGACAAGGCCUUCCUCGAGCGCGAAGGCAUCACCAUGGCCCUGGCCGUUCGUGCGCAACCUAACAGUCUGGUGGGCGCAAUGCAAGCGGCUAGCGAAGUCUGCCUUGAAGUGGGCAGUAUCGAGGCCCUUACCUUUUACGCUCUUACACCCAAAUUCCCUGAGGCGACUAGGAUGAUCAACACACACGUGGCAAAAGUUCGACAGCACACAUUACAAACCAAGGGCGAAGCCACGCUCGGCAAAGUCCUUGUCUUCUGCGAGUCCGGCAACGAGAAGUCAGCAGCAGUCGUAGCCGCUUACCUAAUGGAGACACUAAACGACUUCAACCACGUCAGAGCCAUGCAAAUCUGUCAGGCACAACGCUUCUGCUCUAACUUUGAUGAUACACUCAAAAACAUAUUACGCUCGUAUUGGGAUAUCGUUGGAGCACGACGUGCUAUCGCCGCCUCGCAAUAUCAAACACCACAUCGAAAUGUCCAGAGCAACGGCCAUCCACAGCCCGACUCACUAUCACCUACACUGUCAUCGUCGAAGCCCAAGCGAUCACUGGAGGAAAUGCGAGACGAAGAUGCUGACAUGGAUAGUGACGUAGAAGCAUCAGACGCACUUCGCUUUGCCGAUCGCGAUGUGACCCCUUUCCAGGACCGCUAGCUAGCUAACAUGUCCCUAGGCGUCUGGUGGGUUCUUGAGGUCUCUCUUUGUUUAGGUGUCGUUUCUUUAAGCAUUAUACCCAGCAUGAUACAGGGCGUUUGGCGGUUGGUGUUGGGACUGGACAAGUUUGUCAUGGUUUAUGAGAAUCAAUCAGCGCAUGUUACACGAGCAGGCAUGUGAUAGACUCCUGUCUUAAGAAUAGCGUACGGAACACCUCAGAGUAGGAAUUGGUUGUUGGUUUUACUUUAUGAAAACGUUCAAACAUGAU